Vollenhovia emeryi is the source of this 2334-nucleotide messenger RNA. RefSeq names its product synaptic vesicular amine transporter. The transcript has 8 exons. The record is from RefSeq and is a predicted model, not a curated record. Lineage: Eukaryota; Metazoa; Arthropoda; Insecta; Hymenoptera; Formicidae. Gene Ontology annotation, molecular function: serotonin:sodium:chloride symporter activity. Gene Ontology annotation, cellular component: terminal bouton; synaptic vesicle membrane. Bases 211 to 1509 code for a protein of 432 amino acids. Gene Ontology annotation, biological process: aminergic neurotransmitter loading into synaptic vesicle; transmembrane transport.
CCUUGUUCCUCCUGAAUAACCUCCAUCUAACUUACAUCUCACUUUGUUCCUUUCGGAAAGUUUACAUUUAACUAACAAACCUUUUAACAAUUUUACUCCGCGUUCAUAAUUUAUUCCACCAGUAACGUCGAUCUAAAUCGUUGCCAACGGGAUUGUUGAGAAUCCAAGGAUUGCUAUGCGCAAAGUUUCGUUGAAGAUCGAUGAUCAAGGAUGAGAUUUGGCAGUCUGACGAACAGUCGCAUGGUCACCGUCGCAAUGGUCUAUCUCAGCCUCUUCCUGGAUAAUGUCCUGUUGACGGUAGUCGUGCCGAUUAUCCCUGAUUACCUGUGCACGCUCGACGCGAAUACGACCGCGAGCGCCGAGGAGGACGAAAACGGCCGAGUGGGAUUACUGCUGAGCUCAAAGGCUCUGGUCCAAUUAAUUUUGAAUCCCGCCGUGGGCACUCUCACUGGCACACUGGGUUACGCUAGACCUCUGUUCAUGGGAAAUCUCAGCCUCUUGUUGGCUGCUUUGCUGUUCGCCUUCGGACAAACGUACGAGAUACUGUUCUUGGCACGGAGCAUUCAAGGUAUAGCUUCAGCGUGCAUAGCAGUUUCCGGCAUGUCACUAGUCGCCUCUCAGUAUUCCGAGGAGGACGAAAGAUCCAAGAUCAUGGGUUUCGUUCUCGGCAGCAUCGCCCUGGGCGUUCUCCUGGGCUAUCCGAUCGGUUCCGUGCUCUACGAUCUCGAGGGAAAAAUGGCGCCAUUUCUGCUGGUGUCCAGCCUCAUCGUUAUAGUAAUUUGUCUGCAAAUUUUGACAUUAGACGUUCAGACAAACGUCGAGCCAAGCGAGCAGCAAACUACUUGGCUGCAUUUAUUAUCUAAUCCACAUAUCCUCAUUAUCUCCGGUGCAAUUUGGUGCUCGACGUCGCCGAUGGCGAUAUUAGAACCUUGCCUGCCGAUUUGGCUUCGGACUCACAUAAAACCUAAGAAAUGGCAACUGGGCACGGUAUUCAUACCGGACAGCGUGGGCUACUUAAUCGGGACCAACUUCUUCGGUGUGAUAGCGUAUCGUUACGGGCGCAGCAAAGUGGCGAUCCUGGCUAUGUUCGUGGUCGGCGUUAGCGCCAUUCUAAUCCCGUCGGCGGACACAAUGUCGCAGUUGAUAUUCCCGCAUCUGGGAAUGGGUCUGGGCAUCGGCGUCGCGGAUGCAGCUCUGGUGCCGUUGCUGGCCAGCCUGGUGGACCGAAAUGGCAACUACGGACCCGUUUAUUCGAUCCAACAAGUGGCUGUCAGUUUAGCUUACUCCUUAGGACCUAUCAUGAGCGGCGAAAUGGUCAAAGCCAUUGGAUUCCCGUGGGUCAUGCGAGUCGUGGGCAUCGUGAACAUGGCGUACUGUCCGUUGUUGAUAUACCUCUCGUUGGAGCGGAGGAAGCUGUUGGCGAAGAAAGAGGAAAAGAAGGACUACGACACGUUUCAAAAAUCCAUCGCCACCUACGAAAGAUUUCACGACUCCGACGAAGACCUUUGACAGUAAAUAAGACUCGUUUAGCAAUAAUCACAAACGGAAUAUCACGUUAAUUAACCCCGGAGAACUCUGCAAAAUUUCUAUUCCUGUCAGCAUUUCGUUUCUUUCCAUUUCGUGAGAUGCGUCGGUCACUCGCUAUGUUUUUUAUAUUUCCUAAUUAUCAUAAUUUUCGCGAGCCAUUGUCUCCGCUUUGGUGGACAAUCGCUCGACGUCAAGUAUCGUCAAAUCCGCUUUUGGACACCUCGAAAUAGUGUCUAAUAAGAUUGUGUCCCCAAUUAACUGCGCUAUGCAGAACCGGAUCUUCGUCGUAAUUGGUAACCCAAGUGAAUUAUUGGCCGAACAACUUCCCCGAGGCUGUUAUCCGCGGCACGGCGACGUUUCUCGGAUCGGAGAGCAGGAAUUCGCUGAAUUCGCGGGAGACAGGACAAGAAACGCGCGCUUCUGAUAGCGGAAAAUGACGACGAUCGAUCGGCCGGUGUAGCCGAUAGCUCUGAAAGCUUAUUAAUGCAGUCAAUCUACAGCGAAAUUCGUUUACGUUACAUUAACAGUCCCGCCGUCUGCCGCAAGCAUUGACUCAUCAUUAGCUUACGUAGAUCACCGUGCCGUACACAAUGUACUCGAUCAAUCGCGUGUUGCACGAUCGGUUUGCGUGCAAAAUCGAAUCGCAGGUGGAGCUUCAAAAACGCAAAGAGCCGAAAGCAAAUGACGAUCCCUCGAUUGCAAGUGGUGAGAUACGUUUCGUUCGAUUCUGCUCUGGGAAAGAAAAAGGCAGCGACCCAUUUUCGGGCCCACAAUUAGCAAUCGAAUUAUUUGGAUUGUUCCACUUUA